Messenger RNA from Cutaneotrichosporon oleaginosum, 3576 nucleotides. RefSeq lists its product as uncharacterized. NCBI's taxonomy places the organism in Eukaryota, Fungi, Basidiomycota, Tremellomycetes, Trichosporonales, Trichosporonaceae. Gene Ontology annotation, biological process: cytoplasmic translation; protein phosphorylation; tRNA methylation. The record is from RefSeq and is a predicted model, not a curated record. Gene Ontology annotation, cellular component: cytoplasm. Gene Ontology annotation, molecular function: protein kinase activity; tRNA methyltransferase activity; ATP binding.
UCAACAAGCGCACCUCGCGCGCACUCUCUUCCCAUCGGAUCGCAUCUCGCAUCUCUCAUCUCCUCGCCCUCUUCGACUCACUCGCGGCGCUCCGACCUCGCUCGCUUCCGGCAGGGCCUUGUUCGCUCCAAUUUUCGUCCACCUCGCACUUCCGUUUAUCAUCCUAUCUGAUCUCCGACCAUCGCGAGUCCAGCACAUAAGCACCAGCUCGCUGCGCUCCCCAGCCCGUCGUCCAGCACCUUUAUUGUCCUCCCCUCAUCUCCGUCCUUUACCCACUCGCCGCUGCGCUUGGCUCGAAGCUACCAGUGGUGUCGGUCCUGGCGGGCAGUCACCAUAACCAAACAAAGCCAACGCCAUGCCGUCCUCCAAGUCGUCCGUCGACAAGCGCGACGUCUAUUACCGCAAGGGCAAGAGCGAUGGAUAUCGCGCUCGCUCCGCCUAUAAGCUCCUGCAUCUCGAUGAGGAGUUCGAUCUCUUCCGCGGCGUCAGCACCGCUGUCGACCUGUGUGCUGCCCCAGGCUCGUGGUCGCAGGUCCUUGGAAAGCGUCUACGACCCGGGACGGCGCCUGGUGAGAACCGCGUCGUGAGCGUCGACCUCCAGCCCAUGGCGCCGUUGGCUGGUAUCACGACGCUUCAGGCCGACAUCACCGUGCCGAGUACUGUGCCACUCGUGCUCGAACCCCUCGGAGGACGUAAAGCCGACCUCGUCAUCUGCGACGGCGCGCCAGACGUCACAGGUGUACACGACCUCGACGCGUAUCUCCACUCACAGCUCAUCUUGGCAGCCCUCACCCUCGCACUCACCCUCAUGGCCCCCCACGCCACACUCAUAUUCAAGAUCUUCCUCUCCCCACUGGAUCCCAAGGCGUCGGUGCUUCGCUCGCAGCUCCGCGCGUUCUUCCCCGGCCCUGAGGCUGGCGAAGGCGGCCCCGACGAUGAAUGGGCGGAAUUCGACGACGUAGAAUUGGAGGCAAUCGAGACGGAGAAUGUGCCUUCCGCCGGAUCCUCGUCUUCGCCAGCUUCCGGCUUCGACGCGUUUGGACGGCGCGGUGGUGUGUGGGUGCGCAAGCCCAGGAGCAGUCGCAAGGGGAGCGGAGAGGCCUUCAUUGUCUGCCGCAACUUUGACCCCAGCUCGCUCCCAUUGCCUUCAACUUUCACUCCACAGGCACUCGAAGAGCUUCGCCAGGUUCUCUGUGGAACCCUCACACUGGAGUCGCUAGCCUCUCUCGGCUCGGGCGCAGCCAACUCGACUGCGGACGCGGCCUGGGCCAGCACGAAGGCGUUCGUCGGCGGAGGCGACCUCAACGCUGGCAUCUGCGAGCCAGCGCCCCGCCGCUCGCUUAGCAACUUGGUCGAAACUCACCGACGUGAUGCGUCUCUGGGUAGCAUCGGUAGCCUGGAAGACGCCCCGUCGCCCAUAUCGACUUACACCAACCUCCCCCGUGAUCUCUCGCCGCCAUCACCCACCCCCUCGCGCUCACCUCCCAAGGACCACUACCUGACACGCAUACGCACGGGCUUGGACCUGUCCAUGAACGUUCCACUACCCUUACCCUCGCCUCUCCCUGGCUUCGACGGCUCCACUCGCGAAUUCCGCGAUCUCUCUGACUCGCCACUCCCGCGCGGCGGCGGAGGCUUUGCGUCGGCUGGUCUUGGUUUGGGGACCCCUCAUUUUGCAUCGCCCGUGCCGCCGAGCCCCUCAGCUAGAGACCGUGAUGGCUUGGCGGGCACCCCGUACAAUGAUGGAGCAGUGAGCCCAGCCCUCUCAUCUGGAUCCAAGACCGAUGCGUUCUUUGGCACGUCCAUGAGAGAAUCUCUCCCCGUACCUCCACGCCCGUUGCCUGAUAGCCCCAGUGGGCUCCCGAGCGCUACUUCGGGAUGGGUGAGUGGUCUAGGCCGUGUGCCCUCCAUCGGGCGCGGAUUGCCGUCUUCGCGCAGCCGCGUGGUGACCGGUCCUCCCAGCUCGAGCACCGAGAUUCUCGCUACCUCACCGACGUCUCCCACACUUAUAGCCCCAACUCCUCUUCGCUCUGUGACUGGACCUGCGCCCCCCGUUCUCUCACAGUCGCCCUCUCCGACUCCCGAGAUGUCGUCACAUCUCUCACCGCGUGCCGCCUCGCGUGAACGGCCAGCAGUUCCCAGGGUCCGCCGUCAGUCCAACAUAGUGCGCGAGGCGCACCACUUCGAGCCCGGCUGCCGCCCAGUCCAGGUUGGCGACAUUCUCAUCCCCGUCGCGGACGACGACACGUUCCCCAUAAAGAGCUCCAAGGAUCCAGGAACCUGGCUCAUUGUCCAGUCGCUUGGCUUCGGCGCCUUCGCCUCUGUCUGGUCUGCCAAACCGGUGACGCGCAGCGCGGCCAAGCUUGUGCAGGCGGGCGUCUCGCCCGUCUCCACACCCGACCCCGUGGGUGUCUGCGCAGUUAAGAUGGUCGAUCGCAAGGCAUGCGUGCGCAGUUCACGGAAUGCCAGCGCCUUUUACCGUGAGGUCGAAGUGCUACGUCACCUCGUUCACCAGGGCGUCGUAGGCUAUGUCGCGCACUUCUCGACGGUGUCGCACCACUGCCUGGUGCUUGAGAGACUGCAGGGCGGCGAGCUCUUCUCCCUUGUCGAAGUGGACGCGAACCGCGCUCGCAUGCUGCGCCCAGGGCCUGGUGACCCCGAGGGACAUGGCCUCAUUCGCCGCAUCUUUGGCGAGCUCUGCCGUGCCGUCUCGUGGCUGCACGAGGUUGAGGUCGUUCACCGUGACAUCAAGCUUGAGAACAUUCUUUUCACGGUCAACCCAUUCUUGCUUCCGCCGACAUCAACAGGCUCCGUUCCGCUCGAAGACCUUCCAGUUCCGCUGGUCAAGCUGACCGACUUUGGGCUUGCGCGCUUCAUUCGCUCCAGCUCACCGCUCCUCCAAACCCGCUGCGGAAGCGAGGCUUACGCUGCUCCUGAGGUGGUGAUGGGCAAUGUCUACGACGGGCGCAAGACGGACGCAUGGGCGCUCGGCGUCGUUCUGUAUGCGCUGGUAGCGGGAGAGUUGCCCUUUGAAGACGGUGCGCCUCCCGCGUACGGCCGCGGCCGCGCAUCCAGCACGACGAGUACGGCAUCCGUUGGUGAGCGUGACGAGCGCGAGGCUCGCCGCCGCACGAUGCACCGCAUCGCGAAGGGCGAGUACGGCUGGCGCGACGGCGUCGGCACGCCCGCAGUACGUGCGGUCGUCGCGCGCCUGUUGAAGCGCGAUCCGGCGCGUCGCCCGCGUGUCGCCCAGCUGUGGGAGGAGGCAUGGAUGAACACCGAGCCAGGUAAUGUCCCGCCUCCGACAGAGGCUCUCCGCCCCCGCAGAGGACGCAGCAUGAACGGCGACAUUGAGGUCGUCGAGAACGGGCACGACGACUACUUCCCCGAGAUCCCUAGACGUGCGAGCGACGCCCCCCAUGUCGUUGUCGCACAUGGCGUCCUCGUCGACCACGAGUGUAUCGCCGAGGUCGCCCAUGCCGAGACGCCGCUGUAGACGGUGCCACCGACCAGCGGUAGGAGCAGUUCGUAGGUUCUUUGUAGCGCAUAAAGUGGAUAUGCAUACAGUGUAGUGUA